Racocetra fulgida is the source of this 1743-nucleotide messenger RNA. The record is from the annotation of a GenBank genome assembly. Lineage: Eukaryota; Fungi; Glomeromycota; Glomeromycetes; Diversisporales; Gigasporaceae.
GCCGACAAAUCCACAUUUGUUAAAGAAAAUAAUAACUGGGACACUGAAACUUCCAACAAUAGUUGGAAUGUUGAAAAUAACUGGACAUCAGAGACCUCCAAAGAUAAUCGGGGGACUGAUUCUCUCAAAAAUGGUAAAACAAUUAGGGAUGUGCAGAGAUCUCCUAAUCCUGGAGUACCUAGAUCUGUUGUGACUGCAAGAUCACCAGUUCCCAAUAUAUCACGGACGAUUCCUUCGCAGCCAAAGGCAUCUUGGGCUCAAAUUCCAAAACCUGAACCCGUCUCACCUCCUAUACAUAAAAGCUCACCUGAGAACAUAAAAGUUGUAUCUCCAAAAAUAACGAAAUCACCGAUUCCUGUACAGUCUUCACCACCACCUAAAAUACCUGAACCUAUCAGCUUACCUUCUCCACCAGAAGAAAUGGCAGCAGCACCUGUAGUCGCAGUCGUCAAAUCAGAAGAGAUCAAGGGGUCAUCCAAAGAAAUUACAUCUCCAGAACAACCAGCAGUUACUCCUACUACAUCUUCACCAGUUGUAAAUGUUUCACCACAUUCAAAGGAAAUUUCACCACCCGGUAUCAUUAAUAAAACUAAGCAAGCCCCCCUUCGUAGGUUGAAGCAAGAUGCAGCUGUCGUAAUGCCAAGUGCUGGGGCUGGUUUAGAAAGGGUUGGCGUGCAAUUUGGAAGUUUGAACAUAUCAAAUUCCAGUGAAGAGAACGCGGAGACGGAGGCACCUACUCAAAGAACUGAAGAACGAUCACCUGUAGCAGUUCAGCCAUCAUCCGUUUCUUCACUGUCUCAAACGAGUUCCAUAAAUCGAUCAAUUCCAACCACAUCAGUACAAAAUACUUUGCCGUCGUCCGCCGGCAACGUUCCGUCUGCUACACCUGUGAAUGCUGCUGCUCCGACACCUACACCCCAAAAUUUCAAUCCAUCGUACUUUAAGCAGGAGCAAACAUCCGCUUAUCUAAAUCAACAGCAUCAUUUAGGGUUGGCUACGGAACCAUUAAAUGCUCCUUACGGUUCUUAUCUGCCGAGUCAGCAACUGUCAGGAUUUAGUAUGGGUCCAAUUCAAUCGUUACCAGAAUAUGGUGCACUGUAUCCUGAUGCCCAGCGCAUGAUGGGUUACUAUACUGCUGACCCUGCGUAUAACCAAGCAUCCCCUGUUACUUCUGCUGGAUAUCAGGGACGAGGAGAUAAUAAGUACACUCCUGACACAACUACUAGUGCAUCACCUUAUGGUUAUCCUACAACACCUACCACGCCUAAUAAUCCACAUCACUAUUCACACACCUCAAAUACUGGCUACGACGAGAUUACAGCAGCACAAAUACAUCAUUUACCUGGUGUUCAUGGCGUUCAUGAUUAUCCAAAGGCCUAUGGUGGUAUUCCACCUCUUAAUUUUUUGGGCAACGCGGCAGGUAAUAAUCCGCAACCCACAUCAGGAUCCGCGGGAUCAAACUCUACCGGCGGAAAAACUAGCAACAAUGGUAGUUCGGAAUUGAAUAGUCCAGCACAGUAUAAGGGAUAUGCCGACAAAGCUUCAGCCGGCUCACAACAAGCUGGAGUUGGGCAAUCUGGAGCUCAACAACAGCAGCAGCCUAAUCCUAAUUACUAUGGGCAACAAGCUCAACAAAUGUUUAAUAAUUACCAAUAUCAGCAGACACAUCACCAGUACCACCCACAUCAAGCACAUCACCAAGCAGCUGGACGUAACCAGCAACAAUAUUGGAAUCAGAGCUAA